UUAAAGUGGUGUGCCUGUUUGUUCAAUAGUUGUUCAAUUUAGAGCUUAUCGCCUAAUUUGAAGCUGAUUAAGUACAUUUACAGCUGUUCUAAAAUGAAUAGAGUAUUAGAUGGUUAAAUCCAUAGUUUCACCCUUGCAUUAAUGUAAUACAGUAAAUAAGAAACUGGGUUUGGAGUUAUUAGUGUUGCCAUUUACAUUAAACACACAUGAAGCUGUUUUAUAGUCUCACAAUGUAAACAAAUAGUGUCAAUAAAAUAUAAAAUGUUCAUUUUGACAUAAUCACAUACUAAUGAAGUCUAUAAAUUGAAUUGUCAAAAUAAAUUUUGGGUUCUAACUAUACGUUUUCACCAGUGUUUUCACUAAGCGCGUUGGCGCAUUACGCAUGCGCACUGUCUCUCCAUUCGGGGUUAAUUGACGCGUCCGAAACAGAUUAAGCGCUCCAUACAGGGUUGCCAGAUUGCUUAUUUUAAAUUUAGUCCAUUUCCUUUCGAUUGGUCGGAAAAACUAUACAAGCUCGUUGUGCGGUCAAAUCUGUAAAGGAUGUCAAAAUAAGCUACUAAACGAAGGCAACUGUUAGACAGAAAAGUGACGUUUCGAAUUUAAUUAUCAUUCGUUUAUACAGAAUAUACUGUGUUUUGAAGUCCCAAUCUGGCAACCUACAACUGUUUCUCCCUAAUCCACUCUGAGAGGCUUACAACCGCUACAUGGAAACGGCACUGUCAUAUUGUUUAUAUUUUUAUUUUGCACUGAAAAUAUAUUAAAAAUUUAGCUAUUAAAUCUAUUUGAAGUUAUUCAGAAAUAGACGCUGUUGACGCCAAGAUGAAGGACCGACUAGCACAGCUGAAAGAGAAAACAGAUCAAACACCUGAAGAUGUGGAGAUCCAAAUGGAAAAUAAAGAAUUUAUGGAUGAGUUCUUUUCUCAGAUUGAAGAGAUCCGCAUUGGUAUUGAUAAGAUUGAUGAGAAUGUGGCUGAGAUAAAGCGCCUGUAUUCUGUUAUUCUCUCUGCACCAACCUCAGACCAAAAGACACAAGAUGACCUGGAAGCCAUCACAAAUGAAAUCAAGAAAUUAGCCAACAAUGUUCGAAAUAAACUUAAAAGCAUCGAGCAGAGUUUAGAGUCAAAUGCAGAGGAAAGAGUUUCAGCUGAUUUGCGUAUAAAGAAAUCUCAGCACGCUGUCCUAGCAAGAAAGUUUGUGGAGGUUAUGACCAGGUACAAUGAAGCACAAGUAGAGUUCAGAGAGAAGAGCAAAGGAAGGAUCCAGAGACAGCUAGAGAUCACGGGUAAAACCACCACUGAUGAGGAGCUGGAGGAGAUGCUGGAUGGUGGCAAUGCUGCCGUCUUCACAGCAGGGAUUAUGGACUCAGCCAUCUCCAAGCAAGCUUUGAGUGAAAUUGAAGCAAGACACAAAGAUAUCAUGCGACUGGAGAGUAGCAUUAAAGAGCUGCAUGACAUGUUUGUGGACAUUGCCAUGCUAGUGGAGAAUCAGGGAAGCAUAAUCGACAGGAUUGAAAGCAACAUGGACCAAUCAGUGGGCUUUGUGGAACGAGCAGUGGCAGACACUAAAAAAGCAGCCAAGUUCCAGCAGGAAGCCCGGAGGGUAAAUUGGGAAAUUAAAUGCCACACACGUUUAUCAUGUCCAUGUAUUCACUUGUGUCGUCUUUUAAAUGGUGACAUUACUUUUGCCAAACAGGACUGUAAUAAUAUCAGCCAUAAGACCACUUAUGCUGUGAUAUCUGGCACCAACGUCCUUUAAAUUAUGUGUUGGGAAGUGGGGCCUCCAUGGAUCUGACAUGUUUGUCCUGCAUGUCCUACAGAUGCUUAAUCAGAUCUGGAGAAUAUUGAGGCCAAGUCAACAGCUUGAAUGCUUUGUCAUGUU
Messenger RNA from Tachysurus fulvidraco (yellow catfish), 1878 nucleotides. It is a transcript of the gene stx3a, whose product is annotated as syntaxin 3a. NCBI's taxonomy places the organism in Eukaryota, Metazoa, Chordata, Actinopteri, Siluriformes, Bagridae. The record is from RefSeq and is a predicted model, not a curated record. The coding region runs from base 820 to 1755 and encodes 311 amino acids. The transcript has 9 exons. Gene Ontology annotation, biological process: exocytic insertion of neurotransmitter receptor to postsynaptic membrane; synaptic vesicle fusion to presynaptic active zone membrane; intracellular protein transport. Gene Ontology annotation, cellular component: postsynapse; presynaptic active zone membrane; SNARE complex. Gene Ontology annotation, molecular function: SNARE binding; SNAP receptor activity.